Arabidopsis thaliana (thale cress) is the source of this 2192-nucleotide messenger RNA. RefSeq names its product Galactose oxidase/kelch repeat superfamily protein. The coding region runs from base 385 to 1929 and encodes 514 amino acids. The record is from RefSeq and is marked reviewed. The transcript is spliced from 13 exons. Lineage: Eukaryota; Viridiplantae; Streptophyta; Magnoliopsida; Brassicales; Brassicaceae.
CAAUCCUUCUCCCUCUCCGGCUCCGAACCAUUCACGUUCUCCGGCAGCUCUGGUCAUCGCCGCCAUUUCGGUUUCUAACUUUAUGUUGGUGUUUCUCCUUCCCUUUAUUUCUCAGUUAUCACUUAAUUAGCUUUCGUGAAAUCACUUUCAAAUUUAGUGUUCAGAUCUCUGUAUGAUUGCAAUGUCCCCAACUUUAAUUUCGUGAUCGUCUCCGAGAAAGACUAGGAUCUCAUUGUUGGAAAAUGAAGGAUCGUGAUAAGCUCAAUUCUGGAUUUUAGAAGUCGUUUCUACUUGAUUAUGGAGUUUAUUGUAUCCAAUUGUUAGAUCGAAACUCUUUUGUUCUCAAAAAUGGCAGAGUGAAGCUGUGACGUGGUCUCUCUGGUAAUGGAAGAGAUCAGGAAAGAAAUAGAUGUCGGUGAUUGGCAUUCAAAUCUAGCUCACGAUGAAUGGACACCACUCCCUGUUUCUGGCUCUCGAGCAUCAGCUCGUUACAAGCAUGCGGCAGUGGUUGUUGAUGAGAAGCUCUACAUUGUUGGUGGAAGCCGGAAUGGCCGAUACUUAUCUGAUGUCCAGGUGUUUGAUCUUAGAAGUUUGACUUGGUCUAGUUUGAAACUGAAAACUGAAUCAUCAAGUGCUGAUAACAUUCAAGAGGAUGAUGGUAGCAGCUUACGGGAAGCUUUUCCUGCUAUUUCAGACCAUCGCAUGAUUAAGUGGGGAAACAAGCUUCUUUUGAUCGGGGGACACUCCAAGAAGUCAUCAGAUAACAUGUUAGUGCGGUUCAUUGAUUUGGAAACACAUUCAUGUGGAGUCAUUGAUGUGUUUGGGAAUGUUCCGGCUUCACGUGGUGGACAUUCCAUUACACUGGUUGGAUCCCGAGUUCUUGUUUUUGGUGGGGAAGAUAAGAACAGGAGACUGCUGAAUGAUCUGCAUGUUCUUCAUCUUGAGACAAUGACUUGGGAUGUUGUAGAGACAAAGCAGACACGCCCAGUUCCCAGAUUUGAUCACACAGCUGCCACACAUUCUGAUCGCUACCUCUUGAUUUUUGGUGGUUGUUCUCAUUCGAUUUUCUACAGUGAUCUUCAUAUCCUUGACUUGCAAACAAUGGAGUGGUCACAGCCUCAUGUUCAGGGAGAUGUUGUAACUCCUCGGGCAGGACACGCUGGAAUCACCAUUGACGAAAACUGGUAUAUAGUUGGGGGCGGUGAUAACAGUACUGGUUGUUUAGAGACCCUUGUUCUAAAUAUGUCAAAGCUGGUUUGGUCUACAUCAACCCAUGUAGAAGCAAGACAUCCACUUGCUAGUGAGGGUCUCAGUGUAUGUUCAGCAUCAGUAUUUGGAGAGAACAUCUUAGUAGCUUUUGGCGGCUAUAACGGGAAGUAUAACAAUGAUAUAUUUGUCAUGAGGCUAAAACCAGGAGAAUCCUCACAUCCCAAAAUCUUUAAGUCACCAGCAGCCGCUGCAGCUGCAGCCUCUGUCACUGCUGCUUAUGCCAUAGCCAAGUCAGAUAAGUCAGAUUAUCCUCCACCUGCAAAUCCAACUCUCAAUGGAAAUGGAAACAGUCUUCCUGAGAGAGAUAUUAGGAACAGAAUCGAUACCAUUAAAGAAGAAAAAAGAGCAUUGGAGUCAUCUAUUGCGGAAACUCAAGUAGAAAACGCGAAGCUCAGGGAAAAGAUAGAUGAAGUCAAUAGUAGCCACACUGAGCUAUCUCAAGAACUCCAAUCUGUAGAAGGUCAACUUAUUUCAGAACGGUCUAGAUGCUUUAAACUCGAGGCACAAAUAGCAGAAUUGCAGAAAGCACUGGAGUCAGGGCAAUCCAUCGAAGCUGAAGUUGAGAUGCUUAGAAGACAGAGGUCAGCGUCUGAUGAAGAAGAAGACGGGACUGUGCAAAGGCAAGGCUCUGCUGGUGUGUGGGGUUUGUUUGGAAGGUAAAUCCCAAACAGUUUGGCGACACAAAUACCUAUAAGCUCUGACGAAACAAACAUUGGUUUAUAAUUCCAUUUUUUUGAGAAUGAGAGAUAGAGUGGGGGAAACAUGUUCUUCUUUAUUUGUUCUCAAAGAUUCAAAAUCAAUUUGUUAUGAAUGCUUUUUUCCCUCAUUUACUAGAGAUUUUACAACGAAAUAUCAUUUCACAAUGUAACAUGUUUAGACCAAUGAUUCCAACAAUAACGGGAUCAAAUAAUAAUUGUCAUAAG